UCAUUGGAGUUUUAUUUAUUGAAAUAUCUUCUCAGGGCAGCAUGUCAUACGAUUGGCUCUGGGAGACAGCCAAUCGGAACACUGGGGGGCGUGGCUAUCAGUAAUUUGUAAUUUGCGCCAAACGGCAAUCCCUACGGAGCAACGAGGCGGAGAGGACCACGAGAGUUAAAUAGAGUAAGGGAGAAUCCUUGAAAUAAAGAGGAAUAUUGUCCUACUUCCUGUAAUGUACGGUAGACCUUGAGAAACUAAUGAAGAAGGAUGACGUCCCUGGCCAUAUUCUUUUGGGACAUGUGGGGCUGUUCCCACUAACUGUAGACAGCUUUCGGUCAUUGUAUGGCCCAAACAGAAUUUCAGAUGAGAUCAUGGAUGCCCUUUUCCACAUUAAGAGCAAGGGUGAUUUGGAUCUUCUUGCCAUAACGACCCAUAGCAUGUCAAAGAUCCUUGAUGGGUGCAAAAGGGCAAGGAGUACAUACUUCAUGAAGACUGACAAACUACAAAACUACAAAAGAGUUAUGGGUCCUUACCUAGAGGGAGAUCACUGGACCUUUGUUCAUUGCAACUUGGAAAGUAAAGAGAUUGUGUAUUGUAAUUCCUUUGGAGAGUCAAAGGAGAAAUGUGAAACCAUCAGAGACACCUGGGAACUGUUUGCAAAGAGGAGAGAUAUUCUUGGUCCAUGGACAGUCAAAACCUUACCACAUUCAACACAGCUGGAUUCCGUGUCAUGUGGAGUUUUCACCAUAAUGUUUGCAGAAUGUGUUCUUGAUGGUAAGGAGUUUCCCAACAUCUGUAUACUAAACAAACGUAAAGACCUGGCUUCUGAGCUGUGGGCAGGACUAGUUUGUAUGCAUUCCUUAGAUCACAAAAGAAAUUAUUGCAGUUGUGGUGAAAGAUUCCUGCCUAAAGAUGGGGUUAAAUGCAGUGCCUGCAGUGGGUAUUUUCAUGGCAAGUGCCUCAAAGCAAAAGGCCAGUGUGUCAUCUGUGCAGCUGGCUGUAGCAGCACUGAGCAGGUGAACACUGAUGUCUGUGAGACCAGUCAGAAGAGUGGGUAUUCGUGUGUGGAUGAAGACCAGAUCACCCUCAGGGUCUGUGACAUGGUCAGCUGUGAAACUGAGGAGCCACAUGAGGAGGAGCCACAUGAGGAGGAGCCACAUGAGGAGGAGCCACAUGAGGAGGAGCCACAUGAGGAGGAGCCACAUGAGGAGGAGCCACAUGAGGAGGAGCCACAUGAGGAGGAGCCACAUGAGGAGGAGCCACAUGAGGAGGAGAGAAAAGAUGGGUUCUAUGUAGAGAGCCUUCUCAAAGUUGCAAGCUCCAAGAAAGUUAAAAGGCACUUUGUAACAGUUGCAGAGCUACAGAGGAGAUGCUCAGCCCCAGAAAACUACUCUGCCAACCUCAUGGUCACAUACUUGAGGAAGGCAAAACAUAAGAAAAAGGAGUUAGAAGGGCAGUUGAGACAGGCAGGAGUGCAACCUUCUAAAUAUGCAGCAAACACUACUAUGUGCUCCCGGCUGGUGGAAGAUGAGUGCAAAAGUCUGGCAGAGGACCUUGGACAGCUCACAAAGCACAUCCCCUUUGAAAGCAUUGGGAAAAGACUGGCUGAGGGCAACAAAAACAUACCAUCUGCUAUUGUAAAAGUUGAAGAAUUGAGUGCUGAACUACAGGAAGUGGAGAAAGUCCUUAAUGAACACUUUGAGACCUAUAACAAGGUCACACACACGCUUGGGCCCAGUGUCAGCCAUGUGGUGUUCAGUUUGAUAAAACAGUGCCUAACUGCAAAAAUGACUGCUCUAGAAGAGAUGAACAGCUGCUGAUCAGCUUAGUUGUUUUUUUUUGUACAUAUGCACAUUGUUCAAAUUGCACAUUGUUUAAAAAAAAAAAAAAAAAAGUUUGUGUUAUCUGGCAGUUCUUGCUUAGCAAACUGAAGAGUCAAUUCUGUGAUUGGAUAGCUUUUAUGCCCAGUGGGUUGUAAUACAAACGUUUGUAGUACAAACGUUCUGGAUGCAAAUUUAUCUGUAGUAGGCCAGUGUAGCUGCUGGUUUCUGUUCAGUUCACUUCUUUUAAUUAGCUAGGGGGAGUACCACAAAUCAGGUUUUGUCCAGUUCCUUUCUAGGUCUCAGUACUUGCUAGAUUUUCAUUGGCAUUGCACUUGUCAUGUAAUUCUGUUUUUAUCUUUCUAGGUUUUUCUUUUAUAAUUUUUUUUAUCAUUUGCUCUGGCAGUAUCUCAACUGGAGUUUAUGGCCUAUUUGUACUUGACAUUCAUUUGUGCUAGUGACAGAACACUAAGCAUUUUUGUAUAAGUUGCUCUAAAUAAGAACAGCUGCUUAAUGCUGUAAAAUUUAAAAUUAUAAAUACUCUUGAAUAUCU
Molecule: messenger RNA, 2364 nt
Organism: Astyanax mexicanus (Mexican tetra)
Lineage: Eukaryota; Metazoa; Chordata; Actinopteri; Characiformes; Acestrorhamphidae
Exons: 18
Coding region: 249-1811 (520 amino acids)
Biological process (GO): proteolysis; regulation of transcription by RNA polymerase II; regulation of cell population proliferation
Cellular component (GO): nucleus
Molecular function (GO): DNA-binding transcription factor activity, RNA polymerase II-specific; RNA polymerase II transcription regulatory region sequence-specific DNA binding; cysteine-type peptidase activity
Source: RefSeq, a predicted model, not a curated record